CCUAAAGAGAGGAGCACAUUGGAAUCUGAGACUUCAGGCCCCAGAGAAAGUGUACACGGCCAGAACGGGGCGAUGGCGGUGGCCCUGGGUUGUGCCAUUCAGGCCUCACUGAAUCAGGGCUCCGUGUUUCAAGACUAUGAUGCCGACUGUGAAGUCUUCCGUCAGCGCUUCAGGCAGUUCCAGUACAAAGAAGCAGCUGGGCCUCAUGAAGCUUUCAACAAACUCUGGGAGCUUUGCUGUCAGUGGCUGAAGCCAAAGAUGCGUUCUAAGGAGCAGAUUCUGGAGCUGCUGGUGUUGGAGCAGUUCCUAACCAUCCUGCCCACGGAGAUAGAGACCUGGGUGAGGGAGCAUUGCCCAGAGAAUAGAGAAAGAGUUGUGUCACUGAUAGAAGACUUACAGAGAGAACUGGAGAUCCCAGAGCAGCAGAUCGAUAGGCAGGAAAUGCUGUUGGAGGAGCUGGCACCAGUGGGCCCGGCACAUGUACCACCAAACAUCCACCUGGAGUCGCCCCCGCUGCAGGUGAUGGGACCUGCCCCGGACGCCCCUGGUGCCGAGGCCUGGAUGCCCCAGGCAGGGCUGCCAGAGCUGGGCUACGGAGCUGCUGAGGACUGCCAGCCCUUCCUGGACCCUGGAUAUCCAAUACCAAAGCUUGACGUGAGCUUUCCGUUGGAGCCUCGGGAAGAAGCGUGGGUGAAGGAACUACAAGAGUCCAAAGAAAUGAAGCAAUUACUUGAUUCUAAGAUCGGUUUUGAGAUUGGGAUAGAAAAUGAAGACGAAACUUCCAAACAGAAAAAACUGGAGAACAUGUACCCAUUUAUUGUUACUCUAGAGGGGAACGCUCUCCACGGUCCCAUUUUGCAGAAGGACUAUGUACCAUUGGAGAAUCAGUGGGAGAGCCCCCCAGAGGACCUACAGACAGAUUUAACAAAACUGGUAGAUCAGCAGGAGCCCUCGGCAGGAGAGAAACCUGAAAAUUCCAACUUGGAAGAACCUCUCAACCCCAGGCCCCAAAAGAAAAAGAGUCCAGGGGACAAACCUCACCGAUGUCCUCAGUGUGGGAAGUGUUUCGCUCGGAAGUCACAACUUACAGGGCACCAGAGAAUUCACUCAGGAGAGGAACCCCAUAAAUGCCCCGAGUGUGGAAAAAGAUUCCUCCGUAGUUCAGACCUAUAUAGACACCAACGGCUGCACACGGGGGAGAGGCCCUAUGAGUGCACCGUGUGUAACAAGCGAUUCACUCGGCGGUCGCACCUGAUAGGCCACCAGAGAACCCAUUCAGAAGAAGAAACGUACAAAUGCCUGGAGUGUGGGAAAAGCUUUUGUCAUGGAUCGAGUCUCAAAAGACACCUGAAAACGCAUUCAGGUGAAAAACCUCACAGAUGUCACAGUUGUGGUAAAAGUUUUAGUAGACUGACAGCUCUCACUUUGCAUCAGAGAACUCACACGGAAGAGAGACCUUUUAAAUGUAAUUAUUGUGGGAAAAGCUUUAGACAGAGACCCAGCCUUGUUAUUCAUUUGCGAAUUCAUACAGGGGAGAAGCCAUACAAGUGCAGUCACUGUUCUAAAAGCUUCAGACAGAGGGCAGGCCUCAUUAUGCACCAGGUCACUCACUUUAGAGGACUUCUUUGAGAAUCGUUAAAGGCAACAGGCUGCCACAGAGAUUGACACUAA
Enhydra lutris kenyoni (northern sea otter) is the source of this 1671-nucleotide messenger RNA. RefSeq names its product zinc finger protein 449. The transcript has 4 exons. Bases 73 to 1629 code for a protein of 518 amino acids. Gene Ontology annotation, molecular function: DNA-binding transcription factor activity, RNA polymerase II-specific; RNA polymerase II cis-regulatory region sequence-specific DNA binding. The record is from RefSeq and is a predicted model, not a curated record. Lineage: Eukaryota; Metazoa; Chordata; Mammalia; Carnivora; Mustelidae. Gene Ontology annotation, biological process: regulation of transcription by RNA polymerase II.